Molecule: messenger RNA, 2394 nt
Organism: Magnolia sinica
Lineage: Eukaryota; Viridiplantae; Streptophyta; Magnoliopsida; Magnoliales; Magnoliaceae
Product: protein ESMERALDA 1
Exons: 10
Coding region: 254-1957 (567 amino acids)
Source: RefSeq, a predicted model, not a curated record
CACCUUCCGGCACGUGCCCUUCCUCCUACAAAGACUCAUGUCCACCCUCCUCUCCCUCUCUCUUCAAAAAAAAAAAAGGAAAAAAAAACGGAUAGAUACAUUCACCUACAACGAAGUUCCGCUAUGACAGCUUAGGGAAGCAUGUACCUCCACAAUCCAAUCUCCGUCGCUCCCUUUCCUCUUCCAGAUCAAGAUCAAGGGAUUCAAGACAGGCACCCACAACGAAACUCCGCUAUGCCAACAUAGAAAAGAGAUGAUCGCCUACAACAGAAUCCCCAGCGGCGGCGUCUCCACCCCAUCCCCUCCUCAGUCCCCUCUCCGCUCCCCUCGCCUUCGCCAUGGCGGCGGCAGCGGCAGACUGAAAGUCGGGCGAUUCCUGCCCGCCUCACAGCAGCCGCGGUCGUUUGCCCAGCGCUGGGCGUGGGGCCUACUAUCGUUCGUUCUCCGUCGCCAGGGCAUAUUCCUCUUCGCGCCCCUCAUAUACAUCUCCGGCAUGCUCCUCUACAUGGGCACUGUCUCACUCGACGUCGUCGUCCCUGAUGUCAUCUCCCGCCCUCCCGCUGGCUCCACCUACCGCAGCCCGCAGCUCUUUGCGAAGAUCCGGCCCGAUAUGGAUGCCGAUAACGCCUCCGCCGUGCUAGAAACUGUAUGGAAACAUCCUUAUAGAGGUGGUGAGUGGAGACCUUGUAUAAAUCAGAGUUCAGGAGGUUUGCCUGAUUCGAAUGGUUACAUAUAUAUUGAGGCAAAUGGAGGCUUGAACCAGCAACGUGCAUCGAUAUGCAAUGCCGUGGCUGUGGCAGGCUAUCUGAAUGCAACCCUUGUCAUCCCCAACUUCAAUUACCACAGCAUUUGGAGAGAUUCUAGCAAAUUCAAAGACAUCUUUGAUGAGGAUUAUUUCAUCAGUACCUUGAAAAAUGAUCUGCGGGUGGUUAGUAAACUGCCUAGUUAUAUAAUGGAAAGAUUUGAUCACAAUAUGAGCAACGUCCAUAACUUCAAAGUAAAGGCUUGGUCUCCUAUCAUGUAUUACAAGGAUACAGUUCUUCCAAGGCUACUUGAAGAACGGUUGAUACGGAUUUCCCCUUUUGCAAAUCGAUUGUCAUUUGAUGCUCCUCCAGCUGUUCAACGUCUUAGAUGCUUGGCCAAUUAUGAAGCACUAAGGUUUUCAAGUCCCAUAAAAACAAUUGCUGACAAAGUGGUUGAACGGAUGAAGGAACGGCGUGUAAAUAAUAAUGGGAAAUAUAUUGCCGUGCAUCUUCGCUUUGAAGAGGAUAUGGUUGCUUUCUCGUGCUGUGUAUUUGAUGGCGGGGAGGAAGAGAAACGUGACAUGGAUGCAGCAAGGGAGAGAGGUUGGAGAGGAAAGUUUACCAAGCCUGGUCGUGUUAUACGGCCUGGAGCAAAUAGGAUAAAUGGAAAGUGUCCGCUUACUCCCUUGGAGGUUGGUCUGAUGCUUAGGGGCAUGGGCUUUGGUAAUGAAACAUCCAUUUAUUUGGCAUCGGGAAAGAUUUACAGGUCAGAGCAAAAUAUGGCCCCUCUUCUUGAAAUGUUUCCCCUUUUACAAACUAAAGAGACUCUAGCAUCAGCUGAUGAACUUGCCCCAUUUAAGAAUCAUUCUUCCAGGAUGGCUGCUAUAGACUACACUGUUUGCCUUCAUAGUGAAGUGUUUGUGACAACUCAAGGUGGAAACUUCCCUCAGAUUCUGAUAGGCCACAGGAGAUUCUUGAAUGGUGGACAUUCCAAGACAAUUAGGCCCGACAAGAGAAAAUUAGCAGUACUUUUUGAUAAUCCAAAGAUCGGAUGGAAGAGCUUCAAGCGGCAAAUGUUAAGCAUGCGUGCACACAGUGAUGGCAAAGGGAUCGAGCUCAAAAGGCCGAGUGACUCCAUAUACACCUACCCCUGCCCGGACUGCAUGUGCCGCACAAACAGUUCAGAAGAUCUCAGAUCUGGGGCCGCUCUGUAAUCCUUUCAAAGGAGAUAUACUGGGGUUAUUUUUUACCAUCCCAUUAUUGGUGCCAGCCGGCCCAUUUUUGAAUUGGUGUCAUUCUUUCAUUUCGACGGCGGGAGCACUCCUUUCAAGUUUUUCGAGCCUCAUCAGCAGAUUUUGAGGGGGCACAUUGCCCCGAUUUUCGGCCAGGGAGAAUUGCAUCUCCCUUCUCUGUAUACAUUCUGGAAGAGAAGAAGAAAAGGAAGCUUCCGUCGUCGCCGGAAUUUGCCGGGCAUUAACAGAAAUUGCAAUGUACCUAACAUUUGGCUCAACACAAUCAAAUUCCUUCUCUUUUGGGAGCCAUCAGUUUCGGCAGGGCUUGUAUAUGAUCUUACACUCACCAGUUUUGUAUGCCUGUAGAACACACAUGAACAGAAACUAAUUUAUCACAAUCAGGAUACCAUUUUUUCCCC